Messenger RNA from Owenia fusiformis, 1227 nucleotides. Lineage: Eukaryota; Metazoa; Annelida; Polychaeta; Sabellida; Oweniidae. The record is from the annotation of a GenBank genome assembly.
CAAAAGUUCAAGAUGGCGGCCCAAAUAAAACCAAAGUCGGAAGGCGGUGGCGGAAAUGUCAGAAAACCACAGUUAAUAGGGAAGAUAGAAGCUGAUGAUGUAAUCAACAUGGCAGUGAUAAUUCCUAAAGAAGAUGGUGUGAUCAGUGUUAGUGACGACAGAACUGUUCGUGUUUGGUUGAAAAGAGACACAGGAUUGUUCUGGCCAAGUAUAUGUCACAAUAUGCCAGCUGAGGCUUCUACCAUAGCCUUUGACAAACCAACUCACAAACUGUUCAUAGGACUUGACAAUGGAGCUAUUUCGGAGUUUAAGUUAGCCGAAGACUACAAUGCAAUGACACAUAUUAGAGAUUAUAUUGCGCACCAGAGCCGAGUAACUGGAGUGUAUUUCUCAGUGCAGUGUGAAUGGGUGCUAAGUACAGGUCGGGAUAAAUACUUCCAGUGGCAUUGUUCCGAGAGUGCACGUCGACUGGGAGGAUACCAGACAUCAGCCUGGUGCACAUGUAUAGAAUUUGAUGAACAGUCAAAGUAUGUUUUUGUUGGUGACUAUGGUGGCUGUAUUACAAUACUAAAGAUUGGAGACAAUAACUUUGAAGUCAUAACACUGCUUAGAGGCCAUACUGGAAGUGUAAGAGCAUUAGCUUGGGAUGCCGAUAGAAGCCUUUUAUUUAGUGGAAGUUUUGACCAAUCUAUUAUAGUAUGGGAUAUAGGGGGACAGAAAGGCACUGCCUUUGAAUUACAAGGUCACAAUGAUAAAAUCCAGUCAAUGCUCUAUGCACCCUCCUCAAAACAACUCAUAUCUGGCGGGGAUGACCACACUCUUGUUGUAUGGAACAUGGACUCAAAACGCAGUGAAACUCCAAGUUGGAAAGACAAUGAUACGUGCCAAAAAUGUGGAACUCCAUUUUUCUGGAAUUUCAAAUCUAUGUGGGAACAGAAAACUAUAGGAUUACGGCAGCAUCACUGUCGAAAAUGCGGUAAAGCAGUGUGUCAUAAAUGCAGUUCUGCCAGAUCGUCAAUUCCUGCAAUGGGCUAUGAGUUUGACGUACGAGUCUGUGACGAAUGUUUCAACACAAUCACGGAUGAGGACAAAGCCCCUAUGGCAACAUUCCAUGACACAAAGCACAGCAUAAUGUUUAUGCACCUGGAUGAGACCCGGAAACUGCUUCUCACCAUAGGCAAAGACAGAGUAAUGAAGUUAUGGGAUAUGGUUAGUGUGUUGCAGUAA